Molecule: messenger RNA, 1797 nt
Organism: Penicillium pulvis
Lineage: Eukaryota; Fungi; Ascomycota; Eurotiomycetes; Eurotiales; Aspergillaceae
Product: putative Snf1 kinase complex beta-subunit Gal83
Exons: 3
Coding region: 48-1394 (448 amino acids)
Biological process (GO): signal transduction
Cellular component (GO): cytoplasm; nucleus; nucleotide-activated protein kinase complex
Molecular function (GO): protein kinase binding
Source: RefSeq, a predicted model, not a curated record
UACCCGAUACUCUCACCCGUCACCGUCUUUCCCCUACCCCGCCUUCGAUGGGCAACAAUCCUUCCAAAGGCCCAGUCGGCGAUGUGCCAUCAGGCCAUAUUCCCAAUGCUGCCGUUGAGCGAAAAGUCGUUCGCCGCGCGUCACAAAAUACAAUCCCAACCACCAAGGCGACCGCGGCCGACCCGUCAGCGUCUCGAGAGACCGCCGCCGGUCACUCCGCAGGAUAUCAAGGCUCCGUUCAGCAUCGGCUCCAAUCCCGAAACCCGCCGCCCGGUACUCCCAGGCCCAUAACUAGACCCGAGAGGCCAGUAGAGAGGAGAGUCGAACCACCGCAUAGCAGAGAAGUCGCCUCGCCAGACCAUUCAAACCCGGUACAGGUGCCGAUUUCACGCCAUGCCGCGGGGCGAGACCCUGUGGCACCUUCGGCUCCGCCGCUCAACUCCUACUAUAGUGCCUCGACUCACCUGCAACGACCUCCGCGCAUGCCAUUACCGAUUGCCGAUGCUACCACUACACCUGGAUCGCCGGUCAUCGGACCCGAGGACUCGCAUAUCCAGUCGAUGCCUGCGGACCGGCUGUUAGAUGAACAUAUGGAGGCAUCUCAUUAUAGCAAUGCUACCCUGGAUGGUGAUGAGAUGGUGGAUGAGCUACGACCGUUUGGUGUCGGCAAGGCGGUGCCCACAGUCAUCGAGUGGAAUGGACCUGGCGAGAAGGUCUACGUUACCGGUACCUUUGUCAAUUGGGAGAAGAAGUUUAAGUUACACAGAAGUGAGACCAACGCCAAAGUCAUGACCGCAACAUUGAACCUGCGUCCCGGCACCCAUCAUCUGAAGUUCCUUAUCGAUGGUGAAAUGCGGGCUUCAGAUGAUCUCCCAACGGCUGUCGACUUCACUAACCACCUGGUGAAUUAUAUCGAAAUUAGUGCGGAUGAUGCUAAUGACAACUCAUCUGUUUCGUCCGGAGUCCGGCCAUCACAAACACCCCAGGAUAAUGCCAAGGACCGACAAACAGAGGAUGCGGAAGACGAUCCUCCGAAGAACGGGGAAGCUGAGGAGGUCCCUGCAGGAGACUUUGGCAGUGCUAUCCCUCAGUUCCUUGCUGACCUGGACAAGGAAGAAGACAGUCCGGCAUACUUGCAAGCUGCUAAUGUCAUUGGUGACACUCCAACCCCGCCCAGUCUUCCACUAUUCUUGGGUAAAUCGAUUCUCAACACCCUUACCCCAACAAAGGAUGAUAGCAGUGUUCUUAAUUACCCCAACCACACUGUUUUGAACCAUCUGGCUACGAGUAGCAUCAAGAAUGGUGUUCUUGCCACUAGUGUCACGACCAGAUACAAGCGCAAGUAUGUCACAAGUAUUUUGUACAAACCCACCGGCGAUAUUACUGGGGAAUGAUCCAUGUCUUAGCAAAUACCUGCAAUUUACCUCGGAGUGCAUGGUCCGAGAUCUCUAAGAAAGCGCAAACACCCACAUAUUUCACCAUACAUUCAUUUACUGCCUAGCCACGAGGGCUAUUACCCUUUCGGUCGCAACGAAUAACUUGUGCCAUGGAUGCAUACAACAUUGAUCGAAGAUUCUAAAAACUUUUUGAAAGCCAGCCAGCACAAAGGACAGACAUUACUCAUAUUGCAUGGUUUUCUAUUCGAAGGCGUUGCUUCACGAUAGGUUUGUGUCGGAGUUGAUAUUGUAGUCAUGCAGAUUCGAUUAUUUCAUGACCGCGCAGGCGCGCACUUAGUAGUUUGGUUAUACACAUCUAUUUCACUGUGAUUUAAUUUUGAAUACACCAUUUGAUUCAAGA